This is a messenger RNA of Paramecium sonneborni, 615 nucleotides long. The record is from the annotation of a GenBank genome assembly. Lineage: Eukaryota; Ciliophora; Oligohymenophorea; Peniculida; Parameciidae.
AUGAAAUUACGAUCAAUAAGCACAAUAGAUCAUCCAAAAGAAUUCUUAUUUCCAAUUGAACCAGAUCUUUCAGCAUCAAUGACUGUGAAGAAUUCUAAGAUUUACUAAAUCUACUAAAAAAAUAAAUAAGCUACUCCCAAUAGAAAUCCUUUAUAAUCUUAAUUCAAUUUUACUAAUACUUCUAAAUUAGAAAAUACAACAUAAAUAUCUCCAUUUAGAUUAUAUCCAGAGAAGACAGAAUUGUUAAAUUUAUCUUCUAAACGAUCUUUGACACCUUCCUCAAAUCCUCAACAAAUUAAAAUAAAAGGACUUCCUGAAAAAUUUAAUGAAAUUUAACUUAAAAGAUGUUUGAGACAAUAAGGAGUAGGAAUGGUUUAUUGUAGAUAAAAUUACAAUAAAAUUAAUAAUAAAGGUGAUGGAACAGGAGAGAUUAUGCUUGAAGAUAUAAAAAAUCUAAAUCAUGUUAAAAAGAGACUUAAGACAUUUGGAUUAGAAUUAGAAAAUGAAGGAAUAUAACAUGGAGUUAAACAUAUAAUAUCUGAUAAAUAUGCAAGAAUCUUAUAGACUGAAAGAAAUAAAACAACCAGAAAUCAACAUAAUUACUUUAGAGCAUGA